Molecule: messenger RNA, 2816 nt
Organism: Mizuhopecten yessoensis (Yesso scallop)
Lineage: Eukaryota; Metazoa; Mollusca; Bivalvia; Pectinida; Pectinidae
Exons: 3
Coding region: 176-712 (178 amino acids)
Source: RefSeq, a predicted model, not a curated record
AUCUGCCUCUUGCUCUCACCACUGGUGCCCAGAGCGGGGACUGCAACUGAUGCUGGGUCGCCGCUAUCCUGUGUACAGGAGAUAUACAACUGGGAUAUAUACUCCGUUUCUUAAAACAAGUGUUUGUUUGUGGUUUCCUGAGAUGAUGACGAUCGGUGGAUUGUGAAAUGGCAAAAUGGAAGUUGUAAUUGUGGUGUUUUUCCUGGUUCUUCUACAAGCUGAAGUGACCGACGGAGAAUGUGAAGCGUGUCCUUACGGGUGCUGUACCUCAGCCCAGGGGGACGAGGAAUGCUGCACGGCCAUCGUCCCAGUGCUCGGCAUCAUCGCCGCUGUGACGUCAUGCGGUGUCGUCAUUGCUAUUGUUGUCAUCGUCUGCUGCUGUCGACGUAAGAAACCCGACGCCUCCAAGAAAGGACCACGCCCAUCUCCUGUCGAUCAAACUUCAAACCGAGCUCCAAACACAACAAACGGGACCGAUGUAGCUGGCCAGCGGUACCCACUGAUGCCGCUCAGGUGUCCGGAAUGCGAGGAUAGAUACAUCCGUUCUCAACCUUGGACAGACAUCGACAGCGGGUGCGAGGGUUGGCCCUUGGGUAGGGGCGUUGUUCCAGAUCACACUCUCAUCCCCACCCCCAUGGGCUCGACGUACAGCAUCAGAACUAGCACUAUAGUCGACUUACCGUCGUAUCAACAUAAUUUCUCUGUGUUCUAAACUUAGUCCGCUAAAACUGACCAUAAGUAUAUGUACCGCCGGCUUCAAAAGGCUUGUCGGUCGCCGUUUAUGAACAAAAAAUAUAAAGCCAGCAUAUUAUGGUCAGUUUUAGCGGACCCUGGUGAACUCAACAGGUGAAUAGGGAGCAAAAUGUUAUAUGAUAUCUUACAACGUCGAUAUUUUUUUCGAACUCUGCAUCGGCCUUUUUUCAUUAAGAAUGUUAAAAUUGAUUGAGUGUGAUAUCGGAUGGCAUCGUUUAGAAUAAAAAACAAACACUUUUCUCCGUAAAAUUAAGAUCACGCAGGGAAGCAUAUUUUAAAUGUCGACUGUGAUGAAGAGUGAUGUAAUGCUUUGUUGGUGUGAGGUACAGGUGUAGAUGGCAUCGGCAAGGAUGCUUAUGUCAGUAAAUGGGUUGGACAUAAUAGCUUUUGUUCUAUUGUAAAACAGACACACAGAAUGAUUCACUUUUACCCGAGAGUUCUGUUAGAUUUAUCUCCCUUAGUUUUUCAAUUACCAUUAUCUCAUAAAUGAUUGCUUGCAUUCUUGAUGAUAUAAGGUGUAUAAGUGAUCCUUUAUGUCAAAUUAAGGGAGCGUAUAUCCUAAGUGCAUCUUGAGCUGGCGCCUUAGUCUAUUCAUCAGCGUUAUGAGCUGGCGCCUUAGUCUAUUCAUCAGCGUUAUGAGCUGGCGCCUUAGUCUAUUCAUCAGCGUUAUGAGCUGGCGCCUUAGUCUAUUCAUCAGCGUUAUGAGCUGGCGCCUUAGUCUAUUCAUCAGCGUUAUGAGCUGGCGCCUUAGUCUAUUCAUCAGCGUUAUGAGCUGGCGCCUUAGUCUAUUCAUCAGCGUUAUGAGCUGGCGCCUUAGUCUAUUCAUCAGCGUUAUGAGCUGGCGCCUUAGUCUAUUCAUCAGCGUUAUGAGCUGGCGCCUUAGUCUAUUCAUCAGCGUUAUGAGCUGGCGCCUUAGUCUAUUCAUCAGCGUUAUGAGCUGGCGCCUUAGUCUAUUCAUCAGCGUUAUGAGCUGGUGUCUUUAUAAUUUGAAUCUCAACACCGGCGUAUAGUGUAAUGACAAGCGUCUAUAUCCUGUGCCUUAUUCUAAAUCACCAACUUUUAUAUCAUCAUGUGCUUUGUAUCAUCACCGCAACGUCUUGAGCCUGUGCCUUAGUAUACUUACCAGUGUCUUAGCCUUAUCACUAACGUCUUAAGCCUGUGACUAAGUCUAAUCACCAGCAUUCUGAUCACCAACGUCUGGAGCCCGUGACUAAGUCUAAUCACCAGCAUUCUGAUCACCAACGUCUGAAGCCUGCGACUUAGUAUUAUUAUAAACGUGUGGAGCCUGUGCUUUAAGUGUAGCGUACUUUAUAAAAGUUGAUACCUUAUCGUGAACUUUUUUUCAAGCUUUGGCUAAAUAUCAAAUCCAUUGCACUCAUGCACUCGGGAUUCUUAGCUGAUGAACUUUUACAUAGGAAUUUUAUAUACAUCAGAUUGUCCUUAUAUUGGUUAUCAUGCUGAAUGAGAGAAAUUAGAAUGGCCGAAAUAAUCUUAUUAUCCCAGUGCUGGACAAGGUGUAGUGGUUUAAGGAGGAGUUCAGUAUGGGUUUGUUACGGUGGCUGAUUUCAGGGCAGAGAGACGAAACAAACCUGAACUCUCGUUGUUGAGAAUUAACUUUCGUUGCUUCGUCCCAAAAAGACGAAAAUCAGAAACCCCAAUUCUCGUUGUUUCGUCUUUUACACAACGAUAAUUGAAAGUGACUAAAGCUCGUCUUUUCGUGGCGAAGGGACGAAACGAAUCAGCCUCGGCAGUACGUGCUAUUUAUCAAUAGAUAAUAUAUAUAUCGAUCAAUUUCAUAUGAAAUUGAUUAGUUUUUGCAGACGAACAAUUAAAUAGCUGGCGCGUGAGUAUUUAUAAGUAUUUAUUUUACACUUCCGUGUUGGUGCGACAAGUGGAUAUUUUUUUUUAAUCUAAAUUUGAUAUUUGACUUUAAUUUACACAUACGAAGUAUGUGGUGGACAUGUUUAUCACAAUCAAGACCAUGGGUGGUGUAUGGUUGAAUGAGUGAAAUGCUUUUUUAUCAUGAUGUCUUUAUUCUUGUAUAUUUUAAAUAAAUUAUUAUA